AUGAAUCACAACACUGAGAAUCACAGCGAUACCCUAUUGAGCGUGGGGACCCCGAGCGCGCCAACUGGGUCUGAAGCUACUGGGGAUGAAGGUGAUCAUGCUCUCUACUACCCACGCUGUAAUGACGCCUUGCACUCAAAGCCUUCACUGAACGGUGCGCGGUUGAGUUUGCGUGAAGAACGAAGCACGGGCACCUUUAGCUUAGGAUGCUGGAAUGUGACCACACUGAACUAUAGCCUAGCACCUGAACAUCUGAUGGCCACUUCAAAAGCCUACCGCUAUGACGUCAUUGCUCUUAGCGAAACUCACAACAUCGGUCAGGAAGUAGCAUGCAAUGGACACAUAAUCAUGUCGGGUGGUGAAACUCACCAUGCAGGUGUGGGAAUACUGAUGUCAAAACGGGCAAAAAACAGCUGCCUUGCCGUCUACUACAUCUCUGAUCGGAUCAUGGCUGCCCGCUUUCGUCUGAGGAAAGGCUCCCUGCUGUUUGUCUCCGUCUAUGCACCUACAUCCACUGCAACGGAUGACAUUAUCAACAACUUCUACUCACAACUACAAGAUGUGAUCAAUUCAAACAAAAAGAACUGUGACACACUUGUUGUGGCUGGUGACUUCAACCCCAAACUUGGAAACCAGCGCAUCCCUCUUGUCAUGGGACCCCAUGGCUAUGGUGACAGAAAUUCAAGAGGAGACAGACUUGUUGAUAUCUGCAUGGUAAACAACCUCACUGCCGCACACUCCUGGUUCCCCAAGCGAUCUUCUCACAAGGUUACUUGGAUCAGCAGGGCAAGAAACGCAAGAAACGCCAUUGAUCACAUCUUAAUUAGCACAGAAGCAAGGAACCACCUGACUGACUGCCGUUCCUACAGUGCUUGCUUUGAUACUGACCAUCGGUUAGUAAUCUGCAACCUGAAGUGGAAAUUCCGUCGUCAUGCUACUGCACGUGGACUACGACCUCAACAUCCAAACGUUGAAGCCCUGAAGUCGGAACAAUCGUCUGAAGUCUUUCGGCAGCUGGUUCGAUCCCGUGUUACUCAAGGUGACUCUUUUGAAGCUGUCGCAUGUGUCAUACACGAAGCAUCUCUCGAGACCUGUGGUACACAAACAUCCAAGAAGAAACAGCCGUACCUGUCUGAAUUAACUCUUCAUCUGAUUCAGCGCAAGAGGAAGGCUGUAGGCACUUUAGAAUUCACAGCUCUGAGGAAUGAGGUCAAACAUGCAUGCCAGAAAGAUCUCAACGAAUGGUUGGUAACUAAUAUCAACACAUUGAACCAAGCAUACCAGAAUCACAAUUGCAGAGCUAUGUUCAAAACUGCUGAUGUUCUCCUUCAGAAAACAUGUACGCAUGUGGUGAACAUCAAAGAUGCAAAUGGUCUGGUAUUGGAGACAGCUGAAGAAGAAAUACAGCGUUGGCAUCAGUAUGCUGUAGAUCUAUUUGAGUCCAAUCAGCCACGUCCACCCCAUCACACAACUGAGGUUGAACGAAACCUGCCGUCACCGGAAGAGACCAAGAAAGCCAUACAGGCACUGAAAAACCACAAGGCUCCCGGAGUUGAUUGCGUCACAUCUGAAGCUCUGAAAGCUGUGACACAGGACCCAGAGAUAUUCCUAACCCUUCAUGGGGCCGUGUGUAACAUCUGGAACUCUGGGAAGUGGCCACAGUCGAUGACCAAGUCAGUGUACAUCCCGUUGCACAAAAAGAGUGACCGAGGCUUGUGCAACAACUACAGAACACUUGCACUAAUCAGUCAUGCCAGCAAAAUUGUUCUGAAUGUGAUACAACGCAGACUGGAAAGAACCGCUAACAUCGAAGUGAGUGACACCCAAUGUGGCUUUGUAAGCGGUAAAGGCACAACUGAUGGAAUCUACCUCCUGAAAGGUGUGGCGGAAUCGCACUACGCAGGAAAACGCCCUCUCCAUCUGGUCUUUGUUGACUAUAAGGAGGCAUUUGAUUCAGUUAAUCAUGCACUUCUGUUUGCAAAGCUACGAUAUCUUGGCGUGGAGGAGGAUGUGAUGCGGCUACUUGAGGAUCUUACAUCAACUCAAAUGGCAAGCUCCGGUGGAAAGGUCGGAUGA
Messenger RNA from Patiria miniata (bat star), 2076 nucleotides. RefSeq lists its product as uncharacterized. Gene Ontology annotation, molecular function: catalytic activity. The transcript has a single exon. NCBI's taxonomy places the organism in Eukaryota, Metazoa, Echinodermata, Asteroidea, Valvatida, Asterinidae. The record is from RefSeq and is a predicted model, not a curated record. The coding region runs from base 1 to 2076 and encodes 691 amino acids.